CAGGUCUCGGGCCCUCAGGCGGAACGGCGGGCGCCGGACCCUCAGGUGGAGCGACAGGUCUCGGGCCCUCAGGCGGAGCGGCGGGCGCCGGACCCCCAGGCGGAGCGACAGGUCUCGGGCCCUCAGGCGGAGCGGCGGGCGCCGGACCCCCAGGCGGAGCGGCAGGUCUCGGGCCCCCAGGCGAAGUGGCGGGCACCGAGUCACCAGGGCACGACAGUGGGCUCCGAGUCAACUGGCAUGACCGCUGGCACUGGGUCAGACAUUGGAUCGUCUGACUGGACAGCGGGCAUCGGGUCACCAGGCAUCAAGUCAUUUGGCUCGACAGCGAGCACCGCGUCAUCUGGCAAGGCAGUGGGCUCCGAGUCAACUGGCAUGACCGCGGGCACUGGGUCAGACAUUGGAUCGUCUGACUGGACAGCGGGCAUCGGGUCACCAGGCAUCAAGUCAUUUGGCUCGACAGCGAGCACCGCGUCAUCUGGCAAGGCAGUGGGC
This is a messenger RNA of Staurois parvus, 492 nucleotides long. NCBI's taxonomy places the organism in Eukaryota, Metazoa, Chordata, Amphibia, Anura, Ranidae. The record is from the annotation of a GenBank genome assembly.